Pyricularia grisea is the source of this 1859-nucleotide messenger RNA. RefSeq lists its product as uncharacterized. The transcript is spliced from 2 exons. The record is from RefSeq and is a predicted model, not a curated record. The coding region runs from base 1 to 1590 and encodes 529 amino acids. NCBI's taxonomy places the organism in Eukaryota, Fungi, Ascomycota, Sordariomycetes, Magnaporthales, Pyriculariaceae.
AUGUCUCGAAUCGGCGGCGCUCCCGCCGUGAGACGCUGCCUUUUGGCGGCGGGGAUCCGCACCGGCGCCUCGGCCUCUUCACCGAUGAGCCUCAGAGCACUGCUUAUACAUAGUCGCCACGCCGCCACCAAGGCGACCGCGACCAGCACCGCCAAGCGCAGCAGCACCGUCAAGGCCUCGGUGACGACGGCGGCCGAGACCCCCGCCGCCGAGGCCAAGAAGAUCAGCACCAAGACCACCGCCACGACGGCGACGACCCGGCCCAAGACGACGAGGAAAAAGGCUGCCGCCGCCGCAGCGGAUACGGAUACUGCCGUGCCUGCAGAUGCCGCCGCGGAAACCCCUGUGACGACGGUCAAGAAGACCACCCGGGCCAGCUCGACCAAGGCCGCGGUGGCCAAGACGACCACGGCUGCGAAGAAGACUACGACGCGCAAGACGGCGGCGCAAAAGGCUGCCGAGGCUGCUGAAGCUGGCGAUACGCCGGCCGCUGAGGUCCCGGUCAAGCCCAAGCGUAUGACCGCUGCGCAAAAGGCAAAGGCGGCGGCUGCUGCUGCUGCUGCUGCCGCCGGUGAAAGCUCGCCGCCCGCGCCGGAAACCCCAACAACAUCGGCGCCUAUGGCCAAGGACAACGACAAGACUGCAGCAACGAGCCCUGCAACGGCAAGUGCAUCCACAGACUCGGCAGCCUCCAGCUCAAAGGCCACACUCAAGACAAAGAGCGCAAGCCCUACCGAACCGUCCAAGAAGACAUCAUCUGUCUCGAGCACGAUAACAAGUCCAUCUACUACAAAAGCUUCCACCUCGCCAGUACCAAACACUACGGACUCGGCGACGGAAGCAGUCCCAUCCACGCAAGUGAAGACACCGGUGGCAUCUUCCCCAAGUUCCUCGCCUACUUCCACAACUCCAGAGUCUUCAAAGAAGACAGAGACCUCGGUGCCGGCAUCAACAGUUUCGGCCAAGUCUAGUACACCCGCUGCAGCACAAUCACCUCAUGCACCCAAGGUUGUUCCUGCAACUACCGUGGCCCCAACGGUAAACAAGGAGACAAAACCACCUUCCCCGGCUUCGAAAGCAACAACUGCUCCCACGCCAACUGCAAAACCUGCCCCGGGACUUUCAAAGGUGGCUUCGCCAGCCAAAACGGACACUCCGACGGUUGGUGUGACGAAAGAUGCCGGAUCUUCAAGAUUCGCUCCUCCAGCUCCGGACAAGGUGAAAGCGGCUCCGAAACCUCCACCCCAACCUCUUGUAGUAAAGAAAGCUCUAGAGGGACCUUUACCUCCAGCAUUUCAAGAUCGAGAUGAAAUGCCCGAGCCGUAUGAUACCAACACCAAGGAGUAUAAGGAUAGGGCGAGGCAGUGGCUCAAGGUCAUGGUUGGCUUGCCUGUUCUCAUUGUUAUGAGCUACCACCUGUAUGACCGACUGGUUCUGGGCAACGGACCGAAUGAACAUAUCGAAUUCACUGGACAGGGCGUGCAGCUGGGACCUAAGCUACCGAAAUUCGAACCCGAACCUGAACCCGUACCUGAACCCGUCCCAGAACUGGAACCAACGACAACUGAAGAAAAAUCAGAGACCGAUUAGAAAUGCAGGCUUACGAGGCAUCGCCAGCUACGUGUGCAACUAAUGUGUAUUUUUUCAUGUCAUGAUACGAAGGACGGGAUUACUAAAAACGGAAAUGGCUGUUUGUUGACAAUGAGAACAACAAGAUAUGCCGGUGCCUUAUGUUGUUCAUUAUACCUCCUUUCUACAGUUUUGCUAUAUUUGUUUUUGGUACACGAUCUGUGUACAGGACGGACCAUACAUGGUAAAGCACGUAUAUAUAUUUUUUGAUCAUAUGGGAUGAGAAUAGG